CUUUAACCUGUACGCGCUGGACGCGGAAAGGGUGACAAAAUGUGGCCGAUAAUUCUUAUGUUGUUAGUUUUUGUGUGUGUCGAAAAAAGCUAGGAUAUUUUACACGAAGAUGAGCGAGUCUGUGAAAGUGGCCGUACGAUGCCGGCCAAUGUCCCAAGGAGAACUGCAACAAAGAUGCAAGAAUGUCAUCACAAUCGAUCCGUUGGCCAAGACUUGUACACUGGACAAUCCAAACAAUGGUGGUGGCGGGAAAGUGUAUCAAUUCGAUGCAGCUUUCGGGCCAGAAUCUUCAACGGAAUCUGUUUACGAAGCGGUUGGUUCCGUUGUGGUGGAAGCUGUAUUGGAAGGAUACAAUGGGACUGUUUUCGCGUAUGGCCAAACCGGAUGUGGAAAGUCUUUCACCAUGCACGGAUUCAUCGAGCGCACCCUGGAGCACCUUUUCGAAGCUACUUCCACGAGCAGCCAGGAAACGAGAUACCUAGCUUUGCUCAGCUACCUAGAAAUCUACAACGAAAGACUGCGAGACCUGCUGCAGGACAGUGGGGCCGAGGGUCUUCUUCAGCUCAAGGAGGACCCAUCUCGAGGCACCUACGUUUCUGGUGGUCUUCGGGAAGUGACUGUCAAAAAUGCAGCCGAGUGCGCUCGUUUGGUAGAGCAAGGUGACCGCAGAAGGGUAGCCGAAGCAACCAAAAUGAACCUCGCGAGCUCCAGGAGUCACGCCGUCCUUACUCUCUCCCUGGAAGCGAUCGCGAUCAAUGAGAACGACAAGCGAGGCAGUGCAGUUAGAAGAGGAAGACUUCACCUGGUGGAUCUUGCUGGUUCCGAAAGACAGUCGAGGACUGGAGCAACAGGUGAUCGACUCAAAGAAGCUGCGAGCAUCAAUCUCAGUCUCUCAGCUCUCGGGAACGUAAUUAGCGCCCUUGCUGCUGGUAAUGGUCGACAUAUUCCUUACAGAGACAGCAAACUCACCCGUCUUCUCAGCGACAGUCUCGGAGGAAAUGCAAGAACGCUAAUGAUAGCAUGUGUAAGUCCCUCCGACAUCGACGGAGACGAAACUCUAAGUACUUUAAGGUACGCAGCUCGAGCAAGGUGUAUAAAAAACAAACCAGUCGUAAACGAGGAUCCUAAAGACGCUUUACUAAGACAAUACCAACUAGAAUUGCAACGACUACGAAAGCUUCUCGAAACCAGUGACAAUCCCCGAUUAGGUCCGAGUCUUUCUGAAGAACAAGAACUGGGAGAAGAAGGAAUUGAUAACAAAAACACUGACGAGGUUGAAAGAUUAAAGAAAGAAUGUGAGACCUCACACCUCUCAGCACAGAAGCUCAAGGAUGAGUUAACAGCUCUCAGAUGUCGCUACGAGCCAGGGGAUGAAAACAAAGAAACCAAUUAUUUGAACCUGGAGCAACGAGAGGAUAAAAAGGAGAUGGAUCCUCUUUUAGAACGUCAAAGAAGAAAAAGAGAAGCUGCUAGACUCGAAGUACUGAAAAGACUAGAGAAAUUGACGAUUGGUGGUGAAGCUCGAGGCGAUGGUGAACUCAGAAGACGAAGAGAAAGGAGAAGGAAGAGAUUAGAGGUUUUGGCGACCGCUUUGGAAGCUGAUUCUGAGGAAGGGACUGGCGGAGUUUUUCAAGUUUAUGGACAGCUUAAAACGGCUGAGGAAGCUUUAAAGAGAAUGGCGAGGAAGGCGAGGCAACUCGAAGCUGAUGCUGCUGAUCUUCAGGCAUCCUGGGACGCAGAACGACGAGAACUGCUUCGAAGAGAAUUGCUCGCAACGCAGUUAUGCGAUGCGAUGAUCCCUCACCUCCGACCUGGCUGUCCUUUCCGCGACCUGGCAGCUAUCAGAGUCGCAGCAACGUGGUGUGACGAAUUGAACCGAUGGCGACUACCAGAUCUUUCUUCGGUGUCGCUUCGCAUCUCCCUUCCCCCACCUCCUCAGUCUCGAGAUCUUGUGACAAAUGGUUUCGAACCUGCCUCUAAAUCGGAUCACAACAACAAUAAUAGUAAUAACAACAAUAAUAAGAUUGGUGGGAAUGACGAAGAUGGUAGUAGUGCGGACGAAGGUGGGGAGAACGAUUCGAAAGCUCCCAGAUGGAAAGAUAUCGCUGACGCGUACUUUCGUAGGAAUAGAAUUGAGGAGUUGCUAGCACAUGCUCGUGAAGCAAAAACUUUUGAUUCUGGGGGAAGAAUCAGUAAAUCAGGAGGCUCUGAAGAUUUGAGUCCAAUUAUGGGGGGAAAUAGUCACGCACAAUUAAGUGCCUUAAAUUUGCAGACAAGUACUUCAGCAACUUCGGAGAACAAUUACCCGAUUCAGACUCAGCGACUUCCAAUUGGUCGACCAACCGGUUGGCUGAUCGAUGAAAAUGCGGGUAAAUCGACAACCUAUUCGAGUGUAUCAACUUUAAAAAAAAAUCCACCCAGAAUUCUUGAAGCUCUCCCCUCCUAUCCGCUAGGAAAUUCUUUUACAUUGCCCUCACAUCUAAAAGAUAGAACGUCUCAGGAGGAUGUGCCUUGCUGACGAUAACUUUACGUUCAAAUUGCGCUAGUUAAUGUAGUUAGACAAUACUCAAAAGAAAAAAUACGAUACUAAAAGAAAAAAGUUCAAUCAGAUGCGUACCAAAUCGAUUUGUGUAUAUUAGGAUGGUCCAAAAAAUAUUUUAAUGAAUUUGAAUGGUUCUCUUCUACCUCAAACUUAUUUAGUUCUUUCAUCCACUCCUCAGUUAAUCCUUCCUCCUCUAAAACCUUUAGGUAAAUUCUCUUGACAGCUUCCUUUAUCUUUAAUUCUUCUUCUAUAUCCUUCCCAUGCACUGUAUUAUGUUUCUUUUUACCAUUUACAGAUUCUGCACUUUCUGUUCUCCUUUAAUAUUCACUACAUUUCUACUUCAACAUUGUCCAAUUCCUUCAUCCACUCCUUAACUGAUUCUUCCUCCCUUAAAACCUUGACCUUGUUCUCUUGGCAGCUUUCUUUAUCAUCAAUUCUUG
Belonocnema kinseyi is the source of this 2982-nucleotide messenger RNA. RefSeq names its product osmotic avoidance abnormal protein 3-like. The transcript is spliced from 7 exons. Gene Ontology annotation, biological process: microtubule-based movement. Gene Ontology annotation, molecular function: ATP binding; microtubule binding; microtubule motor activity. NCBI's taxonomy places the organism in Eukaryota, Metazoa, Arthropoda, Insecta, Hymenoptera, Cynipidae. The record is from RefSeq and is a predicted model, not a curated record. Bases 110 to 2518 code for a protein of 802 amino acids.